UACUGUCAUGGAAGCCCUCAUGCGGACAUGUAAACUGUAACGGCUCAGAUAGUCUACCUAGACCUUUGUCGUAUUCUGUGUUGUAAUUCUGUAAAUAUGCGGUAUUUGCUCCGUCUGGGCCGCUCUUUUGCCCGUCUUCAUGUACGUUUAUGUCACGAGAGUGUUUAUAGCCGACACGGAAACCCACGGCGAGUAGGAGUGGACCUUGGAGAGAAGAAACUUGAAAUCUCUUCAGGGAGGUUUGCCAGAUUCGCUGAUGGCUCUGCUGUGGCGCAGCUGGGAGAGACCUCUGUGAUGGUGACUGCCGUGAGCAAAACCAAACCCUCGCCGUCUCAGUUUAUGCCACUUGUGGUGGACUACAGACAGAAGGCAGCAGCAGCAGGUCGAAUUCCCACCAACUAUCUGAGGCGAGAGCUGGGCACCACCGACAAUGAGAUCCUUACCAGCAGACUCAUUGAUCGGUCGAUUAGACCACUUUUUCCUCCUGGUUACUUUUACGACACUCAGAUCCUUUGUAACCUGCUUGCAGUUGAUGGUGUCAAUGACCCAGAUGUGCUGGCAAUUAAUGCAGCUUCUGCAGCUCUGGCCUUGUCUGACAUCCCUUGGAAUGGACCUAUAGGUGCUGUGCGAAUAGGAAUGGUUAAUGGAGAGUUAUUGGUCAACCCCACUAGGGCCGAGAUGGCUUCCAGCAGUUUAAAUCUUAUACUGGCUGGAGCACCCAGCAGUCAAGUGGUGAUGAUCGAGGCGUCCGCUGAGAACGUGCUGCAGCAGGACUUCUGCCAUGCGGUGAAGGUGGGAGUCAAACACACCCAGCAGAUCAUCCAGGCCAUCCAGCAGCUGGCGCGAGAGGCGAAGGUCACCAAGCGGACGCCGAUCAGAACGUUCUCUGCCCCUACUGAGAUGGUGGAGCACGUUCGGAAAUUAGUGUCUGAGAGGAUCUAUGCUGUUUUCACCAAUUAUACCCUUGAUAAGAUUUCAAGAGAUGAAGCAAUCAACAAAAUUCGACUUGAAACUGAAGAAGACCUAAAAGAAAAAUUCCCUCAGGCUGAGCCCUUUGAAGUGAUUGAAUCCUUUAACACUGUGAGCAAGGAAAUCUUUCGUAAUUUAGUGCUUAACGAGUACAGGAGGUGUGAUGGGAGGGAACUGACGGCUUUAAGGAACAUUUCCUGCGAGGUUGACCUCUUUAGGCCGCUCCAUGGCUCUGCUCUGUUUCAGAGAGGACAAACGCAGGUGCUGUGCAGCAUCACAUUUGACUCCCUGGAGUCCAGUAUCAAAACAGAUAUUAUCACCACAGCUUUGAGUGGCAUCAAAGAUAAAAACUUCAUGCUUCAUUAUGAAUUCCCUCCAUAUGCAACCAAUGAGAUUGGAAAGAUGGGAGGCCUCAACAGGAGAGAGCUCGGACAUGGGGCUCUGGCUGAAAAGGCUCUGAGACCAGUCAUUCCUAAAGACUUCCCUUUCACCAUCAGAGUCACAUCUGAGGUGCUGGAGUCAAAUGGGUCCUCCUCAAUGGCUUCAGCAUGUGGAGGCAGCCUUGCUCUCAUGGAUGCAGGUGUUCCCAUCUCUUCUGCUGUAGCGGGUGUCGCCAUUGGCCUCAUCUCCAAAGCUAAUCCAGAGAAACCUGCAGAGAUAGAAGACUACAGAUUGCUCACAGAUAUUCUGGGAAUAGAGGAUUAUCUUGGUGACAUGGACUUUAAACUGGCAGGAACAAACAAGGGUAUCACUGCUUUACAGGCUGAUGUGAAGAUUCCAGGUUUACCUCUGAAGGUUGUUAUGGAGGCGAUCCAACAGGCCACAGUGGCAAAGAGGGAAAUCUUGGGCAUCAUGAACAAAUGUAUAGCAAAACCCAGAGCGAGCAGAAAAGAAAAUGGACCUGUUGUUGAAAAUGUGAGGGUGCCUGUGUCAAGAAGAGCUCGCUUUGUUGGUCCAGGAAGUUAUAACCUCCGUAGGCUUCAAGCACAGACAGGUGUGACUAUAAGCCAGCUGGAUGAGGAGACUUUUUCUGUGUUCGCGCCAACACCAGGAGCCAUGAACGAAGCCCAAGACUUCAUCAGCGAGGUCUGCAAAGAUGAUCAAGAACAGCAGCUGGAGUUUGGUGCUGUCUACACCGCCACCAUCACAGAAAUAAGGGACAUCGGCGUGAUGGUGAAACUUUAUCCAAACAUGAGUGCUGUCCUCUUGCACAACUCACAGCUGGACCACAAACGGAUCAAGCAUCCAAGUGCUUUGGGUUUAGAAGUGGGACAAGAGAUACAGGUCAAGUUCUUUGGACGGGACCCAACAGAUGGCAGAAUGAGGCUUUCUCGUAAGGUGCUCCAGUCUCCCGCGGCAACAGUUGUCAAGACUCUAAGUGAGAAACAGAGCAUCUCUAUGGUUUCAAGCAACAGCCACGACACUGGUGCCAAUUCAUGACGUACCACAACAACUGGAUAACUUCGGCUUUUGUGCCAUGGGGAGUUCAAACUGAGUCAAUAUAAACAAAAAAUGUCUCAGGCUGAAAUCUGCCUAAAGGAAGAGCAUCAGAUAUUUUCAUGAACUGGACAAUAUCUGGAUAAAAGAGACUCAGCUGCUGAGGCACUGCUUGACAAAGACAUUUUGCCUCAAAUUGAGAGAUAGUGAUUAUAAAUGUGAUAUAAUUUCAAAUAUCCGUUUUCAUGUUGUUGUAACUGCAUAAACAUUUGUUUUCUUUUAGAUCCCAGUACAGUACUGGUGUUAUUUACACAUGCAAAUACUGCCCCAAUGUAGUUUUGGAAUUAAAUAUUUGAUACCUAAUGUUGCCGUUUGUCCUUUAAUCUGCCUGGAUUAAUAUAUGGACAAAGCAAAAGGAGAAGUACAUAAUGCAUGGCUUGUAUUCUUUUGUGUUUUAUUUAUAGUCAAUGAGUAAUUGUAAAUAAAGAAAUUACAGAUGG
Melanotaenia boesemani (Boeseman's rainbowfish) is the source of this 2906-nucleotide messenger RNA. RefSeq names its product polyribonucleotide nucleotidyltransferase 1, mitochondrial. The coding region runs from base 97 to 2409 and encodes 770 amino acids. The record is from RefSeq and is a predicted model, not a curated record. NCBI's taxonomy places the organism in Eukaryota, Metazoa, Chordata, Actinopteri, Atheriniformes, Melanotaeniidae. Gene Ontology annotation, molecular function: 3'-5'-RNA exonuclease activity; RNA binding; polyribonucleotide nucleotidyltransferase activity. The transcript has 28 exons. Gene Ontology annotation, biological process: mitochondrial mRNA catabolic process; mitochondrial RNA 3'-end processing. Gene Ontology annotation, cellular component: cytosol; mitochondrion.